GGAGGGGAAGCAGCAUCCCGGGCUGAGCCCCUCCAGCCUUGGCAGGGGAUCUGGUGCACCUCCCUGAAGAGGUUUUGAGCAGUUUUCCAGCUGCUUUCCCCCUCCCGUCUGCAUGGACAGUGGGAUUUGUUUGCCUUUUGGUCUGCAUGGGUGGAUUUAAUGACUUUGUUUCAUUCUGUCAGUCCCGAGGCAGGAGGGAAGCAGGAAGAGCCGGCAGCUUGGUUCAGCCUUCACCUUUUCCGAGGAAAGGGGGUUGUUUUGUUGGGCAGGGAGAAUUUGAUAUCAAUUUGUAUCCUUUGAUUUCACCCUGGGCUUGUGCUGGAGAGGAGCUCACAAAGGGAAAUCUGCCCCAAAAAACCCAAAAAGGGAGAAAGAUAUCAGAGGCAGUAGUGCCUAUUUUAAGGGAGAAUAUUGCACCGAAGGAGAGGGAGAGGGGUGAAUACCAAACCAGGCCUCCUGAGUCACGGUGGGUGCUUCCAGGGAGGGAAUGCUUUGGGAACAUCUUAGGCUUUUCAGUCUGAUGUCCCUGCUCUCUGCACAUCAUCCAUGUGCGUCCCUGCGAUGUGUGCUUGCAGGAACCUGUUGAUUUGCUCCUGUUUACUUCUAUGUCCCUCUGGUGGCUUCUGGGGAGGUGCAAAGGGGGAAAGAAGAGGAUUUUAAAAAUUGAAUCGAGGUCAGGCUGGCAGAACUUGGGCAUUGGGACAAGAAGAGGAAGCCUCGCCGCCGCAGCCCCGUUUUCCUGGGUGGGGCUUGGGCAGGAUGCUGUCAGGAGAGGGAGGAUGGACUAUGCUGGAUUAAGCUCCCUGCUCCAUCUCAGGACUGACCUCCAAAAGUCUGACCUUCAGAAGUGCUGUACCAUGUCCAGGUAGGACACUGCCAGCAUAACAAGCAUCCCAAGACCACCGCUCCCAGGCCUUGAGCUCGGGGGGCUCCUCUGCUUCCCGCAGCAGCCAGACAAGGGAGAAGAGCUGGGAUAGCCCCACGUAUCCAGUCACUGCCCACAGCACCCCAGGAUGGAUUCCAAAGGCAACGUCCGAAGCGGAAACAAACCCGACGCCAAGGCCGCCAGCUCUGGGAAGCCGGAAAAACCCAACCCUGGGCCUGCCACGAAUGCAGACAAGAAGGAGACCCCCAAAGAGCAGCCUGCUCCUGCCACGGCCACCAAGAAGGCGGGAGGUGACGCUGCCAUCGCCAACAACCACAGCAACCUGAAACCCAGCCCCGCCGCCACGGAGACGCAGGAGGCCAGCGGCCAGUCCCCUGACUCUGACCACAAGGGAAACAGCUCCGAGGAGUCACCCGGCAGCUUCUUCGACAACAUGAAGCCCUUGAUCAUCGUCGGAGGAGUGGCGGUGGCUGCGCUGGCUGUGAUUGUGGGAGUGGCAUUCCUAGCCCGGAAAAAAUGAAGACCGAGACGGGGUGGGGAUGAGAAACCCAGCCCAGCUGUACAGCUCCUUUUGAGACAAAUGCAUGCAGAGAAAUUCUAUACAUAGCUAUAUAUAUAUAGAGAGAGUGAGCUAGAUAGGUCAACAACAAACACCAACUGCAACUCCAGGGUCUUGUUCAAGACAACUGUGCCAGUCUGACCCGCUGUGGGUAACUCCAUACACUCAGUGUGUUCUUUCAUGUAAUAUAUCUUGGCUUAUACCGCUGUGUAUAGAUUACAGCUUCUCCUGAUCGGUGUAAAUGACGGUGUCCCCUCCCCUCCCCUGCUGUCCUCCCUGGGAGACGCCCCCCCUUCCCCUUUGCAGUCCCGUUUUCAAGUCCAAAGUGUUCUACGUCCCAUUCGGAGUCCCAGUUUGUGUUUUGGUUUCUGUUUGGUUCUGUUUUAACUUGGGCUGUGGUAAAGAAGAUGGAAGGGGAGUGCUAAGGCCCGGCUCGCCUGUCUCGCUGGGCUGGAGGUGUUUUUCCAGCCCCCCUGGGACAAGGGAAGCGCAGGGGCAGUGGCAGGGAAGAGGCAACUCCCUGACCCAGCAGCCACUGGUGAUCCCUAAUCGGUGUCUGUGUAUCUGGCACUCACCAUUCCACCUUGGAACACCUGCCUGGGAAGUGCUCUGGAGGAACCAGGGCGGCUGCAGGGUAGCAGAGACCUGUGUGAGCCUGGGAUGUCACAAUCAGGUCACUCUUCUGGCUGAGCUGCCAGUGGGACAGUGACCAGAGGGGCUGUGCUGUGGCCCAGAGAAGUCCCAUUGCAGCCUUCAGGAUCCCCAGGCUCGCCAGGGUCACACGGGUGGUGUUUGGGAUAGAGAGACUUUGUUUUGGAUCUAGUAUUUCCUAAAGUUAGGCUGGGCUUUGCAGGGUGCUGUGGCCUCAGUCUAAGCUCGAGGUUGGCUGGACUAUUUGUGUUCAUUUUUUUGGCCUUUGGAUAAGGCCUUUCACUGGAUUUUUUUCCCCCACUGAAGGCUGUGGUCUCAGCAGAUGGGAAGACAGGAAAAGGGGGGAGACAUGAGCUGGUGUUAGGGGCAGAGAGGACCUAGGACCCCAUGAGAGUAACACUGACCUACCUGCUUUAUACCAGGGAAACCCCUUUCAAAGGCACUGGAGUCUGUCCGGGGUGGAUUUCUUACCUCCCUCUUGUGACAGUAGUAGCAGGAAUUUGUAACUCGUCCACACUUUGGAAAUGGAAACAAAUUCCCAGCCCUUGGGAGCAACCUGAUUUCAUGGGUGAGUACCUUGGCUCUAAAGCCAGACCUUGUGAGGGGAGGAGAGAGGGUGUUUAGUGCUUUGGCCGAUGCUCAGCACUAAACAGCAAGAGGUGAGGAGAUCUGCCUCUGAAAACUUCCAUUAGGCUUGUCUUGGCUGCUGAAAAACAGUGUUGUAAAAACCCCUUGCAUUUUGGGUUUAAAUUGGGUCAGAGAUUAGAUGAGGUCCAAUGGGAGUUCAGCAGCAGCCACAGCCCAUGGGCAGGGGCAGGAAUGAUGAUUAGAAAGAGGCUGUGACACAGUGGGGUGAGUUCUGUUACAGAGCCCGUUGUGCACCUUUAACUGAGAUGGAUGGAUGGAUGAAUUCAGGGGCUGCAGGGAUAGAGGGAGGUGUGCAUUCCUCAGGUGCUGCCUAUGCAGUGUCUGCCUCUGGCACAGUCCCUGAAUGGGACAGUGGAGGGAUAUAACCUGACUUGGCAAUUCUUCUCUUGGCUCAUGUCUGUCUUAUUUACUUCCAGAUCUGACCUGCUGAAUGCACAUGGGCUUGGAAUGCAUGGCUACUCCUAUUGUGAGCUCAGAAAAUAUUCCCAAAGGUGUAUGGCCUCUGGGAAUAUCAGACACUGUGUCCUGAUGCAGUUACAGGGUGAUGCCUCCACCUUUGCCAGCAUAGAGACUGGAGCAGGUGUGUUGGGCUCACAGGAAUUUUGGGAAGCAGGGUUACAGCUCCAGGUGAGAUCCUGGUAGCCUAAAGCACUCUUGGCAUGAGCUGUGGAUGUGUCUCCCAGCAGCAGUAUGUCACUUGCAGCCUGGAGAAGGGUUAGAAGCAGAAGGGUCCUCCUCCCUUCAGAUUUCUGCAGCACAACUUUGCUGGGAAAUUUUCACAGGGAGUUUUGCUUAUGUUGCUCGGAAGGAAGGGAAAUCACCCCCUUCUGCUCUGGUUCAUGUUUUGCCAACUAGGGUAGUGAUUUUCAGACAGUGACUUCUGUUUUCAAGAGAUGUUUCUACCUUUCCUGUCCCCUCCCUCUCAGCUCUGCUCUAGGAUUGUUUUUAGCAGUGUGUGACAUUAGGCACAGCAUCUAUCUAUUCUGCCCUGACCACAGAUCAGAGCAUAGAUAGAUCGGGGGAGGAAGGUGAAGCACCUGCUUCACUUGAGUCUCCAGUUUAAUUUUCUAAAAUGUUUUUAUUUCCUUGUCUUCACCUUUGGCAACAGAAGAGGGGGAAAAACAGUUCUCAGCCAAUGGUCUUAACCUUUUCUCCAUCUCCAAGUCCUGCCUUUAGAGCACUUGGAUGCAAGGCCACCAAUUUCAUCCAGAAACACCACAGAGGUGGUGAUGGAGCUGUAGCUCCUCAUCGGGGCACGUCACUCAUUUGAGCCCUCCCUGCAUGGCAAACCUGGUAUGUCCUAUCCGUAAGGGAAUUUUGAACAUGGUCUGUCCUGUCCCAAGGGAUUUUCCACUUUCUGUGGUCACUUAACAGUCUGCUGUUCAGGUUCAGCACCUGGAACCCACCUCUUUGGCAGUUUGGUUUGGAAAACACCUGUCUGUGUCUGUGUGUGUGUGUGUGCCUUGAAGCACAUCCUGCGUGUGUGUGUGUCUACAAACCUUUGUGUUGUAUUGCUGCAGUCUGGGAGGGGGAGAGAAUCCAAGCUGGAGAUGCCCCUUCAUUCGUUCCCUGCAUUCACACCAAGUGUCUGUGAUGUCUUCUGUGCCAUUCCCACCACGCCAUGCGUGAAUUCCUGAAUUCCUUUCUGGUCCUGGUUUCUCCUCAGUGCAAGGCUGAUGAAGUGCUGAGUGUGUGGUGUGCUCGGAGCCCCAAGCCCCUGCUCCCUCCCUGGGUAGUCGUGUGGGCUCUUUGCUUUAAAAUGAGGCACUUUUAGACUAUCCUGGACUGUGCUGUAGCGCUUUUCCAAGUGUGGGUCUAGUGUUGAGCCGGGCAGAUCCAGCGUAGACGCCACAGCGCCGCAGCCCUGACUUGCAAACACCUCCUGUCCUGCCUUACUGUGCCAGGCUGUGCAGUGCUUUUGUUCUGAGCCAAAAAAUGUCCAGCGAGCACCAGGCUGAGGGAGCAAAUCCCCCUCUCUCAGCCCCAAAUCUGUCGAAGCAGAAGGCUUAAAUGACUGACCUCGCUGUGCUAAAUAAAUAGUUGUCUUUUCUCGUACUGAGCACACGCCGUUAUUUGCUUGAUGUCCUUCUUUGUGUGGUUUUUGUGGUAUGAAGUCCUUCCAGUGACAUCUCCGUGGGGAGAGUGAAUUAACACUUAAAACCAAUCAGAGUCUGUGCUUGGGGUUUGAAGAGAUCUAGAUUGCUAGUUUACUCUUUUGAUCAAGUCGAUAAAUUAAAUAUUGGCAAAAUUGGUUUCGGACCUUUCCGCUUAUCACCAAAACUCUCGAUUGAAUCACUGCACCCAAUCUCAAACUCCUUUUAGGGAACCAUAAAUUUUAGUUGAAUAUAAAGAUGUCAUUUUGCUGUCUUGGACAACUCAGUAGAAGGUUUUUGCUGCUUCUAUUUUAAGAGAGAUGAAAUGGAUUAUGCUUCUGCUUCCUCUUCCUACUGGUUUAAUACCCUGUAGAUAAGUCCUGUUAUUCCUAACAGUGCUGCAGCAGGAUGAAAACAAAUCUGGCAGCCAGGGGAUAAUGCAGCAGCAUUUUUGGGAGGGUAAGAACACAUUUCUGCAGGUGUGGUUUGCCUGGGACUCACAGCGCUCAACAGUCACUUGCCCUGAAGCAUUUCUUAGUUCCCUCGGGCUGGGUGAUAAAUUAAACAUCCAUUUGUGUCUCUGAUGGACUAAAGUUUGAAGGUUGAUCCAUAGAAUACUGAAAACAAGGGGAAUUUUUCCAUUGGCAUCACCAUGCUCUGGCCUUUGAGUUCUUGUUGGCACCAGGGAUAUGAUCACAGGUCAUCAUAAAAUCAUCUCAAUUACACAUUUAUUUUUAAAUUGACACAAACGUUCCUUAGACUGAGCGUAAGGGAAGUCUCUUCUCUGAGGCAGCCCUGCUUAUACUGGCAUCAAGAUUUGUGUAUGAACAACAGCAGUGCAACCAAAAACCCCUGGAGCUGGUGAGAGAUGAUUUAUGCCUUAAAAUAUUUCCUACUUUUCCUGGAAAUGCUACUGGGGUUUAGAAUUCAGCAGCCUUCUAACUAUUCUUAGAAUUGGUUGAAAAUAACAGUGCUGAAGAUUGGAGAGAAAAAUGAUUCUUCGAGAAGUAAGCCAAAAAAGGAAGGCAAUGAAAAAAUAUGUUUGAAAGGUGAAAUUCUUGGAAUUUCAAUCAGCUCCAUGGAAAGCUUCAAGUCAGUGAAGAUUCUGAGAGGGUGCAAGGAACAGAGCAGAGAAGUGGAGAGAAAAAGCACUAUUUAAUUUUCUUAGCUUUGGUAAGGACAUGCUAACUUUUAUACCCUCUUUCCCCUUUUUUUUUCCUCAGAAAAGGGCAAAAAUGACAAGCUCUGGUGCCAUGCAAAUGAACCUCUGCUAAUUGCCUUUUCCAGAUGAAUCCCUGCUGGCUCUGUGCAAUGUUAAAGGGUUAGAAAAAUACCUGAAGUUUUCUACAACCAAUAUUGCAUGAUUAAGGGGAAUUGCCAGGACUUUAGGAGGGGCUGUGCUCUCUUUCCAAGUGCUUUGCUAUGACAAGGACUGCAAAUACAUCACAUCAUGUUCAUGAGCUGGCUGCAGUUCUGCUGCACAGGUUGGGCACUUCCCACCACGAAGAGGAAUAAUUUGCUUUGAUCUGGAGCAUAACAGUCCUGUAUUCCAGUAAAUUCUCACUGCAGGAUGUUGGAAUUGGGAAUAUUUCCUGCUAUUUACACUGGAGGUAUUUGGUCCUUUACUCUUUUGGGGAGAAAUCUGCAGAUGCUGAGGAUCUGUUAUGGGUGGCACUCGACUGACAGUCCCAAAAAGCCUUGGAGCCUGCACCCCCAUCCAGCAACCCUCGGGGGGUUUAAUCCACUGAAUAAAGUGGGUUUAUGAUGACUUUUUCCUCUUCUUUUUGAGACCAUGAGUCCAGCCCUGUAACCUGCUUUCCUUUCAAAUUCCAUACUUCCUGGGAUGUCUGUUCACACCACAUCUUCAGCUGCUACAAACUACAGGGUUCCAUUGGUUUCUGAUCUGAUUCAUUGCUCGUUCUUUCCUCCUUUUUUUGGCCACUGCAUUGUAUUCCCUUUCCUUUCCCUACUUUCUUCCUGGGCAGCUCUGCAGAUGUGGCCUCUCCAUAGCUGGGGCAGAUUUUGGGUUGGAUAAGGCAGGUUUUGGGUCCUCCCCCCAAAAUACAGACAGCACUGGGCCCCCAGACUGUGUGUCACAGCAGGGAAUAUGUGAAGCUUUGCUCUGCCCUCACAUUUGAGGGUCUAAGUCUGCAAGAGGCUGAGUGCCCAUCUGCCACAGGAUUUGCCAUGGAUGACAAAUCCCCAGGAAGGUCCUGUUCUUGUCCUCCCCUGUCAGUGAGGUGUUCUGGCUGCUUGAGAGAGGCUGACAUGGUGUGAGCACACACUGUGCUUGGCUGCAGCCAGGGCUCCCUCAGCCCUCUGGAACACCAAAAACAAGAGGGAAAAGAGAAGUUUUGAAGUCGAGGACAUGUACUUCUACUGGCCUGGAAGGAUCAGCUGUUAUGCCAGGGAUGAGGGUGCAGGAAGUGCAAGGAUUAUCUCAUCUGAAUGAGCUGAUCUGGUGUCAUUGGGUGAUUGAGAACUGUGGGACUUCUAGGCCUCUAAAAUUCACAUUUCAUUCAAUUGACCAUAAUAGGCCUCAGAAUCCUGUGAGAGAUCAGAGCCUUUGGCUUUCCAAAUUCAUGAGUUUGGAUCUACCUUGUGUUACAGCUCUGCUCUCUCCUCUGGACAGUGUGUGCUUGGAUAUGCAGUACUCUGGGACUCGUGCCCUCUACUCUUUGAUGCUCUUCAAAUUAAAUAGAUUUUUUUUUCUGCUGAAAAGCAUAACUUGGGUUAAAUAGGCUUUGGACUGGCUGUUCCCAUUUCUCUUUUGGUUGUUCCCAGCUUGCGAUUCUCAAACAGUUCCAUCACUUUUCCAUUUCUCAGCCCCAGCAGAGCAUCCCAAACAUGAACAUCCAGGUUCUUUCUGUGAUGAUGCUGCAGCACCAAAGCUCCCACCAGGACAAGAGGAAUCUUUAACCACCUUUCCAACAGUCAAGUCCUGCAUCGUAUCCCUGGUUUUGCCAUGGCAGCUUCAAGCAGCCAAGCUUCUGGGGCAAGCUGAUGAGAACAAGGGUGCCACACAAUUUUGUUUGGUUAAAAACCAACCAACCAACACAGGAAUAAUUUGGCUUUACUGAGUUUUGAGCAGCCCUUCAUAACCCUGGUGCCUUUUCCCAGGACUGUUUCAACUGAAGCCUUUAAAAGUUGCAAUUUCACUUUCCCAGGAAACCAACUCUCUUCCAGUCAUAGGUGCAAGUUGGCUAUAAGUUUGUGGAGGAGCUAAAAUUGUAGGAAGGGAACUCGAAGGUCAGAUUACAGGGGAUUUUUAUUUUGUUUUUGGUUUGUUUGGAUUCUGUUACUUCUCCAGGGACCGAUCCAAAGCCCUUGGAGGUGAGACUGAAAUGCCUGCUGUUCCUCUGGAAGCCUCAGGCACCUUUUCAACGAUGUCAGUGGGUUUUGAGUCAGCUCCUGAGUGUGCUUUCCAAAUGAUAGGAAUUUUCCAAGUGACACCUUGAUUUUUUCCCUGUACAACCAGACCUGCUUGUCACUUACACAUCUUUACCUGUGUUCAACAUACAGGUUUGGGUUUUUUUUUUUUGCUCUCAGAAAUAAUAUGCUGCUAGACACAUUUCCUGGAGGGAAAUGGACACCUACCUACACACAAAGCUAUUCAGCUAAUUUAUACCUUGUUGAAUUUAUAAUCUUGUCUAUGCUUCUAUGGACACUUUGUAUGGGCUGCAGCUCAAAUCCUAAAAUAGUCAAGAAUUUUUUCCUUUCCCAUAUAGUAUUCUAUUUACUUUGACUUUGAAAACAAAAAAAGCGUAUAAAUGCAAUAAUGCAGGUAGACUAGAAAUACUAGAUUGAAAAUUUAAAGUAGUUUAGCUUGUCCCAUUGUGACUGACAGUGUUGUAUGACACCCAACGCUGUACCCUGACAUUUUCCAGGCUUUCUCCGUAGCUGAAUCUAGUAUUAGCUUUGGAAACCCAUUGUGUGAGUGGUGGGUGGAUGGGUCGGAAUCGUGUGCUCUCUACACAAGCUGUAUGGCCACUCCAUAUGCUGUGAAACUGUAAAUGAUUCCCAAAUACACCUGUAACUCUUACCAGGAUUGUGAGAAAUAAACUAUAUAUAGAUAUAUAUACACAC
Molecule: messenger RNA, 8923 nt
Organism: Sturnus vulgaris (Common starling)
Lineage: Eukaryota; Metazoa; Chordata; Aves; Passeriformes; Sturnidae
Source: RefSeq, a predicted model, not a curated record